ACAACCCAAGUCACUCUCCGACACCUAAUUAAAUUCUCCUUUGUUAAUUACCAACAAGAUUUUCUAAUCGUCCCAAACCCUUUCAAUGCAAACUUAAAUAUAUAUAUAACACAACCACACGGCAACCCCACCCAACAAUAUCUACGUACCAUCUUCUUCCCUCUCUCUCUGUUCUCCUGCUACGAGAGGAAACACCAAGAAAACCCACAUGGCAUCUGAUCAUUUUCUUGUUAAGGUAGUACUACUCUUCUUCGUUUUCUUGCAAGCCAAACGUUGUCUUUCUUUAAAGCAAGAAUCUUUGAUAUUGCCUCUCAAAACCCAGAAACAUCCUCGUUUCUCUACAACAAGACACUUCACCAGCACCUCCUCCGCCCUCGCCACCAACAAGCUCUUGUUCCACCAUAAUGUUUCUCUCACAGUCUCCCUGACUGUUGGUUCCCCUCCGCAGAAUAUUACCAUGGUACUUGACACAGGCAGCGAGCUCUCUUGGCUUCACUGCAAGAAAGCACAAGGCUUGAACUCCAUCUUUAACCCCGCCACAUCUACAACUUACGCUGAAGUCCUCUGCUCUUCUCCUACCUGCAGGACCGGAACCCGUGACCUUAACAUACCCGUUUCCUGUGACGCUGCUAAGCACUGUCAUGUCAUCAUCUCCUACGCCGACGCUUCCUCCAUUGAAGGCACUCUCGCGUUUGAAACAUUCAGUAUCGGUUCCUCCAAUCGGCCCGCCACAAUUUUCGGGUGCAUGGACACGGGUUUCAGUUCAAAUACAGAGGAAGACGCCAAGACAACCGGGCUAAUGGGCAUGAACCGUGGGUCAUUAUCAUUCGUGAAACAAAUGGGGUAUGGAAAAUUCUCUUAUUGCAUAUCGGGUCUGGAGUCGUCCGGUGUUCUGCUCCUCGGAGAUGCCAGUUUGUCUUGGCUUAAACCACUAAACUACACUCCUUUAGUUCAAAUCUCAACCCCAUUACCGUAUUUUGAUCGGGUCGCUUACUCGGUCCAACUCGAAGGCAUAAAGGUUGGCAACAAAAUCUUAUCACUGCCGAAAUCUGUUUUUGUACCGGACCAUACCGGAGCAGGACAAACCAUGGUUGAUUCAGGCACCCAGUUCACAUUCUUGUUAGGUCCGGUUUACACAGCUUUAAAAAAUGAAUUUUUAUCACAAACCAGAGGGAUUUUGAGAGUUUUAAAUGAUCCGAAUUUCAUAUUCCAAGGGGCAAUGGACUUGUGUUAUUUGAUGGAAUCGUCCCGGCCGAGAUUGCCCGCAUUGCCGACUGUGAGCAUGAUAUUUGAGGGUGCGGAAAUGAGUGUAUCGGGAGAGAGACUGUUGUAUCGGGUACAUGGUGAGAUGAGGGGGAAUAAUUCAGUGUGGUGCUUUACAUUUGGGAACUCAGACUUGAUGGGAAUUGAAGCAUCUGUGAUUGGAAAUCAUCACCAGCAAGAUAUUUGGAUGGAGUUUGAUCUUGAAAAAUCUAGGAUUGGACUUGCUGAGGUUAGAUGUGAUAUUGCUGGUCAAAAGCUUGGCUUGCACAAGUAAAAUUAAAAAAAAAAAAUAAAUUGUAUAAAAAAUGGUGGGGCAAUUGUACAUACAUGAAAAAUUAAUAGAUUAGGGCUUUUGAUAUUGAAAUUUGAAAUUGUUCUAAGGCAAGGCAUUAUCACAACAGAGUUGUACCGUGGAAGUUGACCUAAGAUUUUUUUACUAUAGUUA
This is a messenger RNA of Hevea brasiliensis (rubber tree), 1708 nucleotides long. Its product is annotated as aspartic proteinase PCS1. Gene Ontology annotation, molecular function: aspartic-type endopeptidase activity. Lineage: Eukaryota; Viridiplantae; Streptophyta; Magnoliopsida; Malpighiales; Euphorbiaceae. The transcript has a single exon. Gene Ontology annotation, biological process: proteolysis. Bases 209 to 1537 code for a protein of 442 amino acids. The record is from RefSeq and is a predicted model, not a curated record.